UCGUUUGUUUUGACCUUUCACACCGUCGCCUGCAUGCUGCUAGUAGAAUCUGGUCAAAAAAAAAACGUGGCUAUGUGCUAAAAAGUUAUUUCAUUCACUAAACUUUGCUUUGGCAGUGUUGACAUUUAAAUGUUGUCUUCGGGCUGUAUUAUAUAGGCGUUGAGUCUUCGACACACUGAAAGGAUGGGGAAGCCGUCCAAAAAGAGGAGCAUUGCGGACAAAGUCCGCAAAACCAAAACGUCCAACGAGAUCAAGAAUAAUCCUUUUGAGGUGAAAAUCAACAGGAAGAAAUUCGAUGUGCUUGGGAGAAAAAGCAAGCAUGAUGUGGGCCUCCCUGGGGUCUCCCGGUCCAAAUCUAUCAAGAAGAGAAAAGAAACCCUCCUGAAAGAAUACCAACUCAAGAACAAGUCCAACAAACUGAUCGACAGACGCUUGGGAGAGUAUGACUCCAAGAUAGCUCCAGAAGACAAGAUCCUCCAGAGGUUUGCCAUGGAGAGACAGCGUGCCCAUGAGCGGAAGGACGUGUACAACCUGAACGAGGAGGAGGAGCUGACCCAUUUCGGACAAUCACUGUCCGAAAUAGAGAAGUUUACCGACAUGGUGAACAGUGAUGACGAGUCAGAGGAGAGAGGCAUUUUAUCAGCUGAGCUGACUGCCGCCCACUUCGGCGGGGGAGGAGGCCUCCUCAGGAAAAAGACCUACGGGGAUGAAGGAGGUCCCAAAGCUAAGUCCAGACAGGAGCUGAUUGAGGAGCUCAUCCACAAAUCCAAGCAGGAAAAGAGGGAGCGACAAGUGCAGAAAGAGGAAGCACAGGAGCUGACUGAGAAGCUGGACGAAGAUUGGAAGAGCAUCCAGGCUCUGAUGGUGCAGAAGAAGCCUAAAGCUCAGCAAGAGGAGAAGCAGGAAGAGGAGAAACCAAAGCUGGAGGAGUACGACAUGAUGGUGAGGGAGCUCGGCUUCGAGAUGAAGGCUCAGCCCUCUGAGAAGUUGAAGAACCCUGAGGAGCUUGCCAGGGAGGAGCGGGAAAAGCUGCAGAAACUUGAGGCUGAUCGACUGAAGAGGAUGAUGGGAGAUGAAGGAGAAGCGGAAGGUACGCGGCAUAAGGGCCACAUGUCGGCUGACGACCUCAAUGAUGGUUUUGUCCUGGACAAACAAGUCAAAAACACCUUAGCCUAUGAGGACGGCAAAUGGAACAUUGAAGAGGAGUCGGCAGAAGACAAAGAAGAAGGCGAUGAAGAAGGAGAAAGUAGUGAUGAGGAGGAGGACGAUGAUGAUAAUGAGGAUGCAGACAGCAAUGAAGAGGAUGCAGACAGCAAUGAAGAGGAUGCAGACAGCAAUGAAGAGGAGGAUGGUCAUUCAGACUUGGAGUCCGAGCGGGAAAGUGAAGAUGAAGCGGAUGAGGAUGAAGAGCCCGGUGCCAAAGCAAAGAAGAGCCUGAGCGAAGAAGAGCGAAAGGCCCAGCAGGAGGCAGCCAAAGCAGAACUUCCAUACACUUUUGCUGCUCCGGAAAGCUAUGGUGAUUUUAAAAAGCUGCUUCGUGGCCACACCCCUGACAACCAGCGCCUCAUAGUGGCCAGGACUCAGAAGAGCAACCACCCAAGUUUGGCUGUAGGAAAUAAACCGAAGCUACAGAAACUAGUUGACUUCCUGUUGGAGUACUUUGGAGAACUGGCCUGCAGGAGUCCUCCUGAACUCACCACCAUUGACAAGCUAAUACCAGAGUUAUACACCCUGUGUCAGAUGUUUCCAGAAGAGGCCUGUAAGAGCAUGCAGACCAUCAUUAGUGAUGCUGCUCAGAGCAUGGAGGAGGAUGUGGAGGUCAAAAGGCAUGCAGCUUUCCCAACAUUAGACAUGCUUAUUCAUCUGAAAGUGACGGCACUGCUGUUUCCCACGUCGGAUUUCAGGCAUCCUGUCACAACACCGGCGCUCCUUUAUAUUGGCCAAGCUCUCACUAAGUGUCCAGUGAGAUCAUUACAGGAUGUGACAUCAGGUUUAGUCCUGUGCUGUCUGGCUGUGGAGUAUGUCUCCUUUUCCAAGCGCUUCUUGCCCGAGCUCAUUAACUUCCUGACUGGAACGCUGCACAUGGCCGUGCAGGACAAGAGCUCUCCAGGUUACAUAGUCGUUCCACCUUUUAGGCCCAGUGGGAAGCACAGCGAUCUGUUGGUGCUGUCAGACGCUGAAUCCUGGAAAAGCUGGGACAACAAAAGCCAGCUGCCACUUUCUGCUACACAGCACCUUGCGUUGAAGGACCUCGAAGGAGAUCACUUCAAGUUGACGUGUGUGUCCACCUGCAUGGACCUGCUGAAGAGAUGCUGUCUGCUCUACAGCGACCUUGCCUCCUUCAGGCACAUCUUCCAGCCAAUCAGAACGCUGCUUUCACAACACCUGUCUUCUCAGUUAUUACCCGAGCCUUUAAAGGCACUGCAAACAGAGAUCCUGGAGGUUAUCAACAACACUCCUGCUGCUCUUAGCCGCUUGGUUUUUGACAAGAAGAAGCCUGUCCCUCUGAAGCUGUUCACACCCAAGAUUGUGGAGGUGUUGGAUUACGGCAAGAAGCGUGGCGUCACCAAGGAGGAGAAAGAGAAGGAGCGAGUGCGUCACAAGUACAAGAGGGAAUUCAAGGGAGCGCUGCGGGAGAUCAGGAAGGACACGCGCUUCCUGGCCAGGGAGAAGCUCAGCGAGGCCAUGAACAGGGAUGCCGAGAGGAAGAGGAAGGUGAAGGAGCUCUUUGGCAGCUUGGCCACGCAGGAAGGAGAGUGGAAGGCCAUGAAGAGGAAGAAGAGGAAGUAAACCUGGAAACUUCAAAUGGUUUUGUCUUUUUUUUUAGCUCUGUCAUCUAUGAAUUGGUGCACAUUCAAGUAGACUGCAACAUAAUAAGCUUGUUGGAAUCAGUAACUUGUCCAUCACCGAAAAUAACUAUGGAGUCCUUUCAAUCCUUUUUCAUUGCCUAUUUCGUAUAGUUGAAACUAACAGCAUUUUUACAUCCUUGUGCUGAUAAACAUCCAAUGUUCAAUUACUGCUGUUUCAACUGAAGGCUGCAUAAAACUCCAAUGUAGGACGAUUUGAAGAAGAAUCCACAUCUUGGCUUUGUGUUGCAGUUGACAAAGCAAAUAUUGUAAUGUUUAAUUACAUUUUAUCUUUAAAAUAUACUGAGGGCCAAUAAAAACGAGUUGCGGGCGGAAAAGGCCCCAAAACAGCUCUUUAGACACAACAGUUUUAAAAUGUUCAUUAGUCAUACUUGGUAAUGUAUCAUGUCCAAUUUCAAAAUAAAAAUAUUUACAUAAAUGAGCAAAUAUUCAAAGACUCGUGUGUCAGGCUUACAGGCUUUAUAAAAAACAGGGAUCUCUAUUAGAUCUACUUGAAUAAACAUUUUUAAAUUAUAUUUAUUUUUUCGGUAGAAAAAUGUGUAUUAGGACUUUUUUAGAUUGUAUGUAUUCCAGUUGGGAAUCUUUGGUCACCUCACGUUCCGAAUAAAAAUCUAUUAUGGAUGCGUCUUUAAUUGAUGUAGAUUGAUGCAGUUUUACAUUUCGUUUCACUAAAUAAGCGUUUCAUUUGUAACUUUUAAAAACAGUGCAUUUGUAAUAGAUUCAUUGCCAUCACAUUCAUUAAAUUAAUGGAAAUGUGUGCAAAACUGUACCAUAAGUGCCCGAUAAUAAAAGGAGCUGGUCGGCUCUCCCGGUGAGGUGGCUCCCUGAAGUCAGCCACAUUUUAGAACUGUUUGCAUUACUUUUUUUUCAAUAAAUAAACCGAUUUACAUUUACUAAUCGAUUUUAUAAUUGUCCAUGUCGAAUUGCAAUGCAUCCAAAAAUCGACUUCCCUCACCUAGUAUGUAAAGUUUAAAAUAUAUUUAUAUUUAAAAAAAAAAAUAGCAUUUGUAUUUUAUAUGAAUAUAAUUAUCAUUGGUACUGAAACAUUUUAAUGCAAUACAAUAUUUUCUUUAGCAAAUGUCGCUGGAUGCUUGGUACUCUCUUUAGUUUAGUAAGCCAACACCCACCAAGAGGAAAUACAUUAGUUUGUAAUUAGGAACUCAAUGAAACGUUACUACAUUUUAUUCAACACUACAAUCCAAA
This is a messenger RNA of Nerophis lumbriciformis (worm pipefish), 4070 nucleotides long. It is a transcript of the gene nop14, whose product is annotated as NOP14 nucleolar protein homolog (yeast). Gene Ontology annotation, biological process: maturation of SSU-rRNA. Gene Ontology annotation, cellular component: small-subunit processome; Noc4p-Nop14p complex; nucleolus. The record is from RefSeq and is a predicted model, not a curated record. Lineage: Eukaryota; Metazoa; Chordata; Actinopteri; Syngnathiformes; Syngnathidae.